CCACGUUGAGGACAACAGACGCUUGACGGUACCGAAUUUAAAAUCUUUUCGUAGCAAUUUUCGUCAAUGUUUCAACAGAAUACAAUUCGGGUUACGAAUGGUACAUUUUGGCACUGGCAUAGAAGUUAUACAUUGUCGAGAUCAUGGACUCAGUUAUCAAGGACAAGACUACUGCACGUACAACCACUUGCAUCAGGGACCAGUCAAUGGUCCUCUUCACAGUCAAGACACAGCAGUGGUCCGACUUUGCCGGUUGCUUUCAGGCAGUAUCAAAGAUAUGUACCUCUCGAUAAACAAUUCUCUACCACAACACACGUCUGCAGCGAUUCCAUUGGGAAGAUUCAUUCAACGCAUUACCACUUGGUUUACACAUGCAAGGUGUGCUCAACCAGGUCAACGAAGAGGAUAUCUAAGGUAGCCUAUCAUAAAGGUGUUGUCCUAGUGACCUGCCCAGGAUGUGAAAAACACCACAUUAUUGCUGACAACUUGGGUUGGUUCUCUGAUCUGAAGGGAAAGAGGAACAUUGAGGAAAUCCUUGCAGCGAAAGGGGAGAAAGUGAAGAGGGUAGAAGAAGAGGCGGCCUUCGAGAUUGUUAUAGAUGAGUCCGGCAAGGAUACAACACAGACUGCUCAAGAUGCAAAGAAACCUUCACCAGAGUCUGAUGACUCAGGGAAAUAAUGACUAACUCUCUGUGGGUGUGUGUGUGCGCGCAUACAUGCAUUUGUCGAUGGACUGAUCACAACAAGGACACCAUUCUCUAUGAGGGAGAAAUAGCUAUUACUAAGUAAAUGCAACACUUCUUUUGAUAUUUCUAUCUCCAUAUUGUUUUCAUAAGAUAUUGAUCAUUUCUUAUCACACUACUGCCAGAAUAUUCCUUGGGUUUACACCAAUCUUACUACUACUGCACUGAUCACAAUCAAACAGAAAAGGCUGAUGCUUGCAAUUCAUUUUUAUUGUAAAGUUGUAUGAUAUAAAGCAGGAAGAAUUAACAUCCAAAAGCCCAUUUAGGGCCAUGGCAAACUGCCUAUCAUAGACCC
Messenger RNA from Salvelinus namaycush (lake trout), 1037 nucleotides. It is a transcript of the gene dnlz, whose product is annotated as DNL-type zinc finger. Gene Ontology annotation, molecular function: protein-folding chaperone binding; zinc ion binding. The coding region runs from base 67 to 678 and encodes 203 amino acids. Gene Ontology annotation, cellular component: mitochondrion. The record is from RefSeq and is a predicted model, not a curated record. NCBI's taxonomy places the organism in Eukaryota, Metazoa, Chordata, Actinopteri, Salmoniformes, Salmonidae. Gene Ontology annotation, biological process: protein folding; protein import into mitochondrial matrix; protein stabilization. The transcript is spliced from 3 exons.